UUACCAGAAAGAGAGCGGGUAGUAAUGCAUCCUGGGUUUUGUAGUUUUCCUGGAAAGAAGCUGCUCUAAGGCGCCUUUCUUACCCGCUCUCGGGAGCUAAUGCUGUUUGUAAAGGGAAACAGUUGCUUGCGGCUUCCCUGAGUUUCCCAGGAGGUCCUGCGGCCGCAGCUGUGGCGGCGGUUGCGAGGGAACGCGCGCGCGGAGUAGUUGGGGGAUCCUUGGCGGGACGCAACAUUUACCCUGGCGGGGUGUUCGGAGGACCCGGCGAGGGGGCUCUUGGGGAGGCCUGCGACUUCGGUGCCUCGGGGGCUGAGAGCACCAUCUCGCCAUGAAACAGCGGAAGGGUCCGGGAGCUGGGAGCGGCCGUAGCCGUAAGAAGAAAGGUCUAAGUGACAUUUCGCCAUCUACAAGUCUGCCACCUCUGGUUGAAGGUCAGCUGCGAUGUUUUCUGAGACUAACCAUUAGUAAAAUACUCUGGAUGGUUGUGAAGCCUCCAACUCCUGUUCUCAUCCGAGUGAGGUGGUGGGGGGAGACAUCGGAUGGAACCAUAUUUUGUCCCAGGGAUGCUUCCCUAAUUGAACAAAAAGCUGUGAGAACAACAACCCGCUAUGCUAUUCGCUGUGGACCGAAGCAGUUUGCCUCUUAUUUAACAGAUAUGGCUGUCCUUGUUCUGGAAGUAAUCACCAAAUCUGAUCACCUCCCUGUGGGGAGAGCCCAGAUUAGUGGAUUGUCGAAGUUGUCUCCAACUUAUCCAAUCAGUGGAUUUUUUACAAUUGUCUCACCAACAUCUAAGAAACUUGGAGAGAUUCAGAUAUUGCUUGUAUUAGAACCUUUGUCAGCAACUUUUGACAACUGCAGCUCUAUUACCACUGACAUGAGUGGAGAUGCACUGUUACUAGAUCAGGGAUUCGGAGAAAAUAUUGAACCCAGCAAAGUUCAGCUUUCUGGAAUGGCACGAACUCAUACACUUCCACCAACCAGUACUGGUGGGAAAGAGUCGUUAACAAGUAGUAGAACCACAACUCCCAGGGGAAAGGACCACUUGUACUUUCCACAGAACUCUGUAAUGGAUUCUUUCUUGGAACCACAGCCUCAUUUUAAUUCCAAGCAGCAUAUAGAGGAUGAAACAGUAGAACAAGAACCUGUAAAGAAGCAGGUAUCUUGUCCCACCAUCCCAGUACAUGAUACUCAUAUUAGGAGGGUUGCAGAGAGUCAAAGUGACUCACAGGUUCAUCCUUUGAAUAAACCCCCCACAAAAGACCUUCUUUCAGCUCUUUUGGAGCAAGGCAAUAAACUCCGCAAUGCCAUGGUGGUUUCAUCAAUGCAGUCUUGUCCAGAUGUUGUUAAUAUGUUAACAGAAGUUCCUCCUCCGAGAAAGCAGUCUGUCAAAUCAUUAGCUCAUGUCAAACUAUCCUCUGGGAUAGGCCCUGAAAACCCAGUGAUUGCUGAGACUGUGCCCACCAUUGAAGACUCCCUCUUUCCUCCUCAAAGUGCCUUUCGUGAACAUGACUCUCAAGUUGAUGCCAAGGCAAUACAGCUACUUCUGGGCAGUGCUGACAAGUCUUCCAGGCAUUACUGGGAUGGUUUAGGGUCCCCUCCUGAAUCCCUUUCACCUGGGAGUGAUGCAUACUGUAGCAGUGAGCUGAGUGAUCCUCAAUAUGAUCUAAGUCUGCUGGAGAACUUGUUUUACAUGACAUCAAAAGCUGAUUCCAGUGUGAGUGAUGUUCACAAUGAAGAUGAGAAAAUAGUUCAAUCAAGAAGUAUUGCCCAGAAUCCCAAGGCAGUGAAUUUGGGUCAUCAUAGUCCAAAGAAGACAGCAAUGGGAAAGAAAGCUAAAAAUUCUGCUGUUCAAUCAACACACUUACAGAGUCCUAGAAAAACUGAAGUAAUCACCCUGAAUUUAGAUAGACUGGCCCUGUUGAGUCGAAUACGCUCAGCCAGAGUUGUCAUUGACGUGCUGGGAAUACCCCCAGAGAGUCCCCAGAUGACCCCGGGCAAAACAAGCAUACCUGCCAGACCACCCAGAUCAAGCUCAGCCAGAAAGCGCACUUUCUUUGUGGAAUACCACUUUCCUAUUGAUGCUUCCAGAAGUGACACAGAAGAGAUUUCAGUGACCACAGAAGUUGUCCGACUAGCUUCUAGUAAAAUUACAGGAGGAGUGGUAAAAUUUCAGCAGCGAUCUGUGUUCCCCAUACAUUUUGAUGGAGCAAUGAUAGAACAUUGGUGGAAAUCUGAUCUCGCUUUCAAAAUAUACAUGAAGAGAAGCACACAGAAAAAGGCAGAAUUAAUUGGUUCAGCAGUGCUUCCUCUGCAAGAGGUCAUUUGCUCACAGCUGCUAACCUACAGUGGCCAGCUGCCCAUGGAGGAGAAAAGUCAGGCAUCGUUUGGACCUCUCAAGCUCUCAGUACAGCUUGCAGUUGACAACAAAGGUACAAGUGGCACAAACUCCAAGUUACUCAGUGCUAUCCAGCAGCCUCCAGUGUGCAUUCUUACAAGUCCAACCAAACAAUUCCCAGGAACAAAUCAAAGUGCUACACAUGACAAAAACCCUCAAGCCUGGACUCAAGUUAAUGAAGAUGCUUCAAAGCAAAAACAAUAUUUAGGACACUGGGGCCCAGAUCCCACUAUGUCGAAGCCAUCAGGGCCCAGGACUUUGUCACCCUCCAACAGCACAAGAAUCCCAAUAGACAAAUCAACAGAAGAAAAACCUCUGCUAUUACACGUCUUGUUGAUGGUGCCUGAUGGAAAAGACUUUAUUACUGGAACUUCUGAAAAGCAGCAAACAUGCAAUGUAUAUUUAAACUGUAAACUCUUUAGUACAGAGGAGGUAACAAGAUCUGCUAUUAUAUGGGGCACAACACAGCCUACCUUUAACUUCACCCAGGUAACACCUGUCUCUUUGACCCCCAAAUACUUGGAAAGACUUAAGAACAAUGUAAUGGUAAUUGAGGCAUGGAACAAGGUUCGAAGCCCAGGACAAGACAGGCUGCUUGGACUGGUGAAGCUCCCUCUCCAUCAGUUUUAUAUAUCAUUCAAAGACCCCAAGAUUUCUCGCCUACUCCUUGAAGCUCAGUACCCAGUGAUUGCAGUUGACAGCUACACACCUGUGAUAGAUGUAUUCACAGGACAUCAGAAUGGAAGCCUUCGGGUAUUUUUAGCUAUGGGCUCUGCUAAUCAGAUAACAGCCCUACAAAGGUUGAAGAAUGAAGAUGGACCAGUACCUUCCUACAGCACCAGGCCACCUCAUUUUCUGGACCAGCCACCUCCAUCUCUUGUUAUGCAGAGAGAUGGUCAGGGAGAUGGGCUGAUUGAGCACCAAUUUGAGAUCUAUGUGGAAAAAGUUAAAGGACUUAUCCCACUCCAGUCGACAGUCUGGGGAGAAGCAGACUGUUAUGUCCAAUACUGCUUUCCUGUUCAAGACUCAAAGGACAGUACAUUAAAAGGAACUAAAUUACCUCAAAGUGGAAUCACUCUAAAGCCUUUUCGUUCAGCAACCACAUUGUGUGUCCCUGACCCCAUCUUCAACCACAAAUAUCUUCAUUCUCUCUUGCUUCCACCGGAAGUUCCAUUACAGAGACUCUUGCUUAGUGCUUUUUCAGCGUGCGGGUUGGUGCCUGGAGGAGGAAUCCAAUUUGAAAUCUGGUGCAGGUACUACUACCCCAAUGUCAGGGAACAAAUGGUUGCCAGAGGCUCAUUGCCAUUAUCCCGGCUGUGUGCCCUGGUGACAAUGCAGCAUCAUGAGAAUGUGGAACUACAGACCUUUAACUUACCUUUAUUUCCAAGAUCAGAGAACAAGAAUGAAUUCCAGGCCCAGACAGCAGGUCUGCUAGAUGUGAGCCUAAGAUACAGGCACACAACCAGGACAUCAGAGGGAGUCAUUGCUGCUCGAGCUGUGUCCAUCUCAGUGCACAUUCACAGAGCUAGUGGUUUACAAGCAGCAGCAAGAGUCAUGGCUGAGCAGGAACCUUCUUUGCGAUACAGUGCAACAGUAGGUGUUAAUACGUCAGUCACCACACAUCUCUCCUUCCUGCCCAAGGGAGAGCAACGCCAGACACACCCUGUGGCCCGUACCUUCUGCCCUGAAUUCUCCCAUCACAUGGAGUUCCCCUGCAAUCUAGUGACCCAACAUAGCAGUGGGGAAGCCUGUUUUCUGGCAGAGCUGUUAGAGUUUGCUGAGAUCAUUUUCUCUUUGUAUCACCAAGACACAAAACCAGGUUGUCAGUCAGAUCAUAUUCAGCCUUUAAAAGAGUAUCUUCUUGGAGUAGUCAGGAUUCCAAUGAAAGAUUUGCUCAUCAAAAGGUCAGGAAUUACAGGGUGGUAUCCAGUCAUCUUGCCUGAGGACCUGGCUGCAGCACAAAAUACAAAUAUCAUGCAGAUGAUUGUGGGAGGCCUGGAGCUAUCAGUUUCCUUUGCCCAUUCUGGUGACAGAGAGCGGGUCUUGGAAGCUGCUAAACUUCUGGGCUGGAGUUUUGAGGAAGAUCCCACUGACCUUCUCACAGAUGUUGAACAGUGGCCAGCUACCAUCACUAUCUCCACCCCAAGAGCAUGGCUGCCGACCCAUUGUAUGUUACUGGCUGGCCAGACCCACAUCCACAAGGCCACCCACUGCUAUCUUCGCUAUAAGUUAUAUGACCAAGAGGGCUUCUGGACCCCACUCAGAAAACCAAAGGUAACCACGGAUGAAAAACAAGUCACAGUGACAUUCACGACAACCAAAAAAGUAGAUGUUAAUGUUGGGCCAUCACUCCUUUGGUACUUCAGGGAAGAGAAACUGGAAAUCCAGGUGUGGCGAUCAUAUGGGAAUGACAGUGUGGAGAGGCCCCACCUGACUGACACCUUGAUUGGGGCAGCCUAUGUGGACCUUUCCAGGCUCAGUGUGAAGACAGCAAAGACACUGACUGUUAGCGGUGUUUAUCCUGUAUUUGGGCGUGGUGCCUCAGACUUGUCAGGGGCAGCAGUUCGCGUUCACAUUGUUGUCACCGCAGAAAAAUCUACUUCUUUUCCCCCUGGGCCUGCUCACCAGACUAACUACACUGAAGACAGCAGUAACAGUGAUUCAGAAAGGAUUCCCCACCAAGAGGACCCUGUAGAGCCUGAAAACAAGAGUGACUGCAAGAAACUUGAUUGUUCUCAGAGCCCCCAGGCAAAGUCUUCCCCUGUAGAAGCAGGCACAGCGGAUUUGGAAGGCACAUUUGCUGUCAGCAUCUUAGUGGAAAGAGCAAUGCACUUAAGUUUGAAAGGAAGCCCCCUGACUGAACGAAAUGUCACAGCACCCAGUUGCUGUGUGUCAUUUGCAGCUACUGAUGUGAGAUCCCCAAUAUAUACUCAUGUGGUUGAGAAUACAGACUCACCUGUUUGGGAUUUUCAGCAAGAAACCAGGUUAUCCAAAGAACUUCUACUGGACUCCCAACAAACCUUGGUCUUCAAAGUUUGGCAUAAAGCAGAUGUGGAACGGGUUAUCGGCUUUGCCUCUGUGGACCUUUCGCCUCUUCUUUCUGGAUUCCAAUUUGUUUGUGGCUGGUACAACAUUGCAGACUUCAGUGGACAAUGUCAGGGGCAAAUUAAAGUUGCUAUCUCCCCUUUGGAAAGCAUUAUUCAUCUCAAAGAAGAAAGGCUAACAAGGCAGGGGACCAAGGUCCCUGGAUUAUCACAGAUUCCAAAGUAUAGUCCAUUUUCCUCCUUUGCCUCUGCAUUUCCCAGUUGCAUGGGAAGAUAUAACCUGGCUCAGCCAGUUCAUGGCUGUUCAAAAGAUAUUAAUGUGUCUUCUCCUAGGAGAAAUGGACCUGUGAGAAACCAAGUAUCUCGUCAUGAAGAGCAUAUGCAAAAUGUUCGCCGAUUUCAUGAAUCCUUGCAGCAGGCUGAAGGGAUUAUUCAUAAUGAUAGCCAAGAAAAUUCACUAGCUUUUGCAUCCCAUAAUUCACUCCUGACCUCCCUCAGGAAAAACUUAAAUGAACUUGAUCAGAUUCAAAGAUAUUUCAAUCAGAAGUUAACCAAGUCUUAUCCUCAGCUCACCUUCAGCCACUCAGUCCAGCCAUCCCAGGAGAGCAGAGACAGUCAUUGGGAAGCCGAGGCAGGAAGCCUGAACUUAGGGAGCCACAACAUUUUAGAAAAAUCAAAUUACUUGGUAUCUCAAGUCAGCGCCCUGAUUAAUGAUAUGCAAACUCUAACCAAAGAUUCUCCAUCAUCAUUGAAUCAUCAGGGAGAGAGUGAAAAUCUUGAAAACAAGAGCCUACUAAGGAUUCCCAGGGCAGAAGACAAAGGAACAAGUACUGCUGCUCUUUCUCAGGACCAAGCUUCCCCUGUCCAUCCUGAAAUAGCCCCACUUGGAAAGGAAACACUGGGCAACUUCCUAGAACAAGAAACAACAGAAAACAGUCUUCCAUUGGCCUUGGAAGUGAUUGAGCUUGAAGAGGAUUCUGAGGUGGCCCAAACCUCUAGUGAUGGGGACUAUGAAGAAGACUUCAUAGAGCCUAGAACCCUCAACGAAAUCACCACCGUGACAGACAAGACCAGUCCGUGGUCUAGUGUCGCAUCAGAAGAUGGGGUGGUUGACCUUCUGCCAGGAGAAAUAAAGGAAGAUGGCCUUUCUCCCCCAUUUCCAGAACAGUCUCCCAGAGAAGGCCAGAAUGAGAGUAAUUGCCAGCCCAGGCUGCAGCAGGACAGCCAUCGGCCUCUUCCCCACAGGACCCCAUCUCCCCCCGUGGCAGAAGUGGGCAGCGUCUAUAGAGGGAGUCCAGAUAUGGGCACAUACCCUGAGAGCUUCAGGGCGAUAGGCGUAUCUCAAGAAGAAGGUCCUAACAAGAGCAGGAGGUUUUCUCUGGUCCCUGAAGCAGCUCUACAAGAGCCUCUGGACUCCAGUGAAUUGAGUGACUCCUCAGACAGUGGAGAUUUUGCUCUGGACUAUACUGUCUCAGUUCCCCACACUGCAACCUCCUGUUUAGAUGAGAGCUGUGAGGAAAAGGACAGCAGUCGUGACCAGAAACUGCUUGCAAAGGCAUCAUCUAGCAGUAGUGAAAAGCCCAACGUCCUCCUGGUGGAGUCAGAAAAAUCCCCAAAGCAGAGCCUCAUACUACCAGAGCCGUUGGUGGUCCCCAAUUUCUUUCUUUCACCCAAGCACUUGGAGGAGUCAAUGAGGAUGCUCUCUCUCUCUGCAGCUUCACCAUCAAUCACAACCCGUCAGGGAGGAAGUGAACCCACAAAAAGCAUCCAUUACCAAAGGCCUGGCCGGCCCAGACCAAAUCCACCUCCACCAGAUCUAUCCAGAAAAGAGGCCCAGAGGAUUGCUAAGAUCUUCUCUGCCCAGUAUUCCCAGAAGGACUAGACUGUGUCCAGCCCCUUAUCCCCUUCCCUAAUGCACCCUAAGCACGACUACAAAGAAGAGGGUAGAUGGCUGCCCCCUAGGAAUGACGCCUCUUCUGGCAACCAUCCUGCCACAUAUAGGCAAGGAAUCUCCAGGCCAGGCAUACCAACUGUCCCUCAGGAGGCUGUGGGGAAUGGCGGUCUGGAAUGCACGGACCCCGGUGAAAGCAGCAGCUCCUUUGUGAACACGGAAUCAGAGUGAGAAGCAUCUCAGAACUUUUUUUCAUGGAGUGACCACAGCACUGAGCCCAUUCAGGAUGAGACUUCUGCCCCUUGGAUACUGUACUUCACAGCUCACACUUUGCUUAGACUUUACUGGAAGGGGUAGGAAUAGGAUCAUCUUCUUAAACAUAUUUUUUAAAACUAGACUGUGUGAACCCACUGGGAAAAGGGAAAAUCGCCUAUUUGGAAGUUUUUGUAGGAAAAUGUCUUUAACUGAAAACCAUGCUUUUAACUUAUUGUCUGGACUCGAAGGAACCUCAGCCUUUCUCAAUAAAGCCCUUUGUACUUGUG
Antechinus flavipes (yellow-footed antechinus) is the source of this 7872-nucleotide messenger RNA. It is a transcript of the gene C2CD3, whose product is annotated as C2 domain containing 3 centriole elongation regulator. Bases 329 to 7321 code for a protein of 2330 amino acids. Gene Ontology annotation, biological process: cilium assembly; centriole elongation. NCBI's taxonomy places the organism in Eukaryota, Metazoa, Chordata, Mammalia, Dasyuromorphia, Dasyuridae. Gene Ontology annotation, cellular component: centriolar satellite; centriole. The transcript has 33 exons. The record is from RefSeq and is a predicted model, not a curated record.